Messenger RNA from Urocitellus parryii (Arctic ground squirrel), 1517 nucleotides. RefSeq lists its product as uncharacterized. Gene Ontology annotation, molecular function: fatty acyl-CoA hydrolase activity. Lineage: Eukaryota; Metazoa; Chordata; Mammalia; Rodentia; Sciuridae. The record is from RefSeq and is a predicted model, not a curated record. Gene Ontology annotation, cellular component: mitochondrion.
GUUGCAGAGAGGAGUGCUGGUCUCCGGGAUCAAAGGUCGCGGAUAACGAAGCUCCCUGGGCUCUGAGCCAGGCGCCCCCGCCCAGCUCCCGAGAUCCGAGUUCGGGGGCGCGCGACAGACGGGGAGCCUCGGCAGCGCGGAGCGCGGGGCUGCCAGGAACGCCACGUCACUCGCGACCYGACCCUACUGGCCCGCCCUGUCCCCGGAGGCGCGAGCGACUUGGGCCGCUGAGGGUCCUCUCCGAGGCAGCAGGCACUAUGGCUUCUUGGGUCUCCAGGAUGCUUCCUAGGAAUGCCUGUUCCUUGGCUCCUUCAUCCAAGAUCCAGAGACAGGAGGAUUGUCAUCGGCAGCACAAGGCCUACAGGUACUUCUUGCCCAUCCAGACAAGAUGGCAGGACAAUGACCAGUAUGGGCACGUGAACAAUGYCGUGUACUACAGCUACUUCGACACCAUUAUCAACCAUUACCUGAUCAGGUACUGUGGCCUGAAAACCAGCCUACUGUCGUCCCCGAUGGUGGGGUUCAUGGUGACCAAUCAGUGCACCUACUAUUCACCCAUCAGCUUCCCUCAGAUCCCUGUGGCUGCCUUGUCAGUGGAGAAAGUGGGUCACUCCAGCGUGCAUUACCGACUGGCUCUGUUUCCACCUAAGCACACGGAGGAGCCACCUUCAGUAGAUCACUGUGACCUCUCUGAUGGCUUUUUCUUUGGCCAUCCUAAAUUGGCUCAGUUUGAUGCUUUGGCCUGUACCACGGGGUCUUCAGUCCACGUCUUUGUGAAUCCAGCCACCAGCAAGCCAGCAGGGCUCCCCGAAGACUUCAGGAAGGGCCUSAUGAAGCUGAUGAUCCCAGCUUCUGUGUGAAUUGGGUACACUCUCUAUGGAAUUGCUCGUAAAAUAAAGUUUAGAUUAUCCUCUCUGAAAUUUCUUUUGAUUUAUUAGAUAUACCUUUUGCCUUUUAAAUGGCUGUUAACUUCUUCGAAGUUUUUUAAGAGUCAUCUAGCUCUGUCAAUGAAUCACCUCCUUGCGUAAGACAGACCCUGGGCCAAGUAUUUUUGCACAAUGUAUCCCUUGGACCAUCACAGCCAACCUCUCGAGACAGGUAUUGUUCUCGCUGCCCUUUUACAAAAGAGGAAAGUAAAGUUUGCAGAGUGGAAGCAGCAGCCAAAGAAAGGCCACUGGACUCGGAAGCCCAUGCUCUUAGCCACCACAUAAUGUUGCCUCUCCAGCCUGCACCAACCCUGAGGCCCAGGCCAGCCCAGGCCCUGGAGGAUCCAUUUCUGCAAAGGAGCCCCAUUCACUUCCUGUAAGUCAACUGCUCUUCUCUGGAUUGCACAUUUCCUUAUCAAUAUCUCACCAGCUGGGCCUGGUUGAAGAUCAUUGAUCUGAAAUGACUCAUUAAAUGUCUUCAGCUUCUUUCAGCUAAUAAUCAUGUGGCCUAUGGGGGAUGGGGUGGGGAGUAGGGAUGUGAACUCUGGUGCUGGAAAAAUCACCUUCAUUUCAUAUGUUUAAAAACAACCA